CGAACCGCGUGGCUUCAGUUUGCGGAUUCCCCUGGUUUGCCGCGCGCAAAAAGAGUUUCCCAACACUCGAACAACUCCAAACAAUUCGCAAGUCGAAUUUACAAAACACGCCCGAAUCUAGUUCGACAAGCAGGCAAAGACCGACGAAAAUAAUUGACUGUGAUUUUUGGAUUAACUCUCUGAACGAAAUAUCAAAAAAUAACAAGCAACAAUGCCCGCCAGAGUACCAGAAGUUCGCAACGGCGAUAUGAGCCGCUCCCACAAUGACGACAUCAUUAUUUCCGGCAUAUCUGCGCGUCUGCCAGAGAGUCAGACCAUGGAAGAGUUCAAGCAACAUCUCUUCGAUGGUACCGAUCUGGUCACAGACGAUGAGCGCAGGUGGACCACAAAUCUACACGGCCUGCCUUCGAGAACCGGCAAAAUUAAGAACAUCGCUCAUUUUGACGCCACUUUCUUCGGUGUGCAUGCUAAACAGGCUCAUGUCAUGGACCCACAGCUACGUAUGAUGCUCGAGUUGACUCAUGAGGCAUUGAUUGAUGCAGGCAUCAAUCCCUCUGAAUUCCGCGGUAGCAAUACGGGUGUCUUUAUUGGUACAUCAGACAGUGAGUCUGGCGAAAUUUGGACCAAGGAUCCUGACCAGAUCAAUGGUUACAGUUUGACUGGUUGCGCUCGCGCCAUGUUCCCUAAUCGUAUCAGCUACACUUUUGACCUGCAGGGACCUAGCUUUGCAAUUGACACUGCCUGCUCCAGCAGUAUGUUUGCCCUUCACCAGGGUUACAUGGCAAUCAAGACUGGUCAAUGCGACUCUGCAAUUGUUGGUGGUGUCAAUCUAGUACUCAAGCCCAACUGCUCUCUGCAGUUUCACCGAUUGGGCAUGUUGAGUCCCGAGGGCAAGUGUAAGGCUUUUGAUGCCGAGGGUAAUGGUUAUGUGAGAUCUGAGGCGGCUGUUAUCAUUGUUCUGCAGAGAGCCAGCAAAGCAAACAGGGUUUACGCUUCUCUCUUGGGCUCCAAGAUCAACACUGAUGGUCACAAGGAACAGGGCAUUACAUAUCCAUCUGGAGCUAUGCAAGGCAAACUUGUGAAAGAGUUGUACUCUGAAAUUGGCGUUGACCCGAAUGAUAUUCAAUACAUUGAAGCGCACGGCACUGGCACCAAAGUGGGAGAUCCACAAGAAGUCAACGCCAUCGCUGAAUACUUUUGCAAGAAUAGGAAAACACCUCUUUUGAUCGGUUCAGUUAAAAGUAAUAUGGGUCAUUCAGAACCAGGCUCGGGAUUGUGCGCCGUUGCUAAAAUUCUCAUUGCUAUGGAAGCUGGUGUAAUUCCCGCCAACUUGCACUUUAACUCUCCCAACAAAGACAUUCCGGCUUUGAGCGACGGUCGCUUGAAGGUUGUAUCACAACAUGAAAAGUGGAACGGGGGUAUUGUCGCAGUCAACUCGUUUGGUUUUGGCGGUGCCAACGCCCACGUGGUUAUGCGUUCCAACCCCAAGCCGAAAACUACCUGGCCCGCACCGGAAUCACCCAGGUUGGUGACCGUUUCUGGCCGUACUGAAGAAGCAGUUCAUUACUUCUUGGACCAAAUCAAAGAGAAGGGACACGAUGAAGAGUUCUAUGCUUUGGUGAAUCAAAUUCACGCGCAAAAUAUCAACGGCCACAAUUACCGCGGAUUUUCGGUUUUGGGCAAUGAUGAAAUCAGAGAUGUAGCAAUGGUGGGCAACGAAAGACGCCCCAUUUGGUGGGUGUUUACCGGUAUGGGUUCUCAAUGGCCUGGUAUGGGCAGAGAUCUGAUGAAGAUCGAACUCUUUCAACAGACAAUCAAACGCGCCGCACUCGUUUUUAAGCAGUACAACAUGGACUUGGAAGAAAUCCUGAAUGGAGAUGAAGAAUCCCUAUCUAACAUCAAAAACUGCUUUAUUUCUAUCGCAGCCAUUCAAGUUGCUUUGGUUAAUGUACUCAAGGCUCUUGGCAUUGAACCCGAUGGUAUUCUUGGUCACUCUAUUGGUGAGGUUGGUUGUGCUUAUGCCGAUGGAACCUUAACACUUGAGCAAACUAUGCAAUUGGCGUAUGCUCGUGGUAUGGCUAUUACCGAAAGCAACCUCCCUGAGGGUGCCAUGGCCGCCGUUGGUCUUACAUGGGAAGAGUGUAAAACAAGGUGCCCAAGUGACGUGUACCCUGUCUGCCAUAACAGUGCCGACAGUGUUACAAUUUCUGGUCCCCCAGAAUCACUUACCAAGUUUAUCAAUGAGUUAACCGCUCAAGGAAUCUUUGCUAAGCGCGUCAACAGUUCUGGUUAUGCUUUCCACAGCAAAUACAUCGCUGACGCAGGACCAAAACUGCGCAAGGCAUUAGACACAAUCAUUCCCUUGCCAAAAGCAAGAAGUUCACGAUGGGUUUCUACCUCCAUCCCUGAGUCUGCAUGGGGCACUCCAUUGGCUCAGCACAGCAGCCCAGCUUACCACGUCAACAAUUUGCUCUCGCCUGUCAACUUCUACGCAGCAACAAAGAAAAUUCCAGAGAAUGCAAUUGUCAUCGAAAUUGCCCCACAUGCUCUGCUCCAAGCUAUUCUUAAGAGAAGUUUGGGUAAGGGUGUUACCAACAUUGGUUUGGUAAGGAGGGGACAUGAAGACAACGCUCGCUUCUUCUUAUCUAACAUUGGCAAAAUCUACAACGCUGGUGGUCUGCCCAAUAUUUCUAAACUGUAUCAUCCCGUGAGUUUCCCAGUUGGUCGCGGAACCCCCACAUUGGCCUCAAUGGUCCAAUGGGAUCAUUCUAUUGAAUGGGAUGUUGCCAACUUCUGUGACAAGAAUUCACGUGCUGGUGAACUUGUUGUCGACAUUGACUUGAGCAAAGAAGAACACAAGUAUUUGACUGGUCAUGCCAUCGAUGGACGUAUUCUAUUCCCUGCCACCGGUUACUUGACCCUAGUAUGGAAGACUUUUGCCAAAAUGCGCAAUCAAGACUUUGAACAAACUGCUGUGGUCUUUGAAGAUGUCAAAUUUAUGCGUGCUACGAUUAUGCCUAAGGAUGGCAUGGUUAGAUUCUUAAUCAACAUCUUUGAAGGAUCUGGUGAAUUCGAAAUCUGUGAAAGCGGAUCUGUCGCUGUUGCUGGCAAAAUUCGUGUACCGGAAGAACCUGCCAAGGAAUUCUUGACUCUGCCCAAACUCGUCACAAAGGCCGAAAAGGAUGAUCAUCCUCUAGUCAAGGCCGAUAUUUACAAAGAACUCAGACUGCGCGGUUAUGACUAUGACGGUAUCUUCAGGGGAAUUGAUUCGUCCGACCCUUACGGAAACACCGGUAAAUUACAGUGGGAAAACAACUGGAUUAGCUUCAUGGACACUAUGCUACAGUUCUCCAUUUUGGGCCAAAAUGUCCGUGAACUGUAUUUACCUACUAGACUGCAAAGGGCUGUUAUCAACCCGGUGGAGCAUCUUCAAAAUGCCGCCGAGACCAUGCCCGUUUCCAACUACAAAGAAAUCGGUGUUUUCAAAGCCGGUGGCAUCGAGCUGAGAGGCUUGAAGGCCAGUUUGGCCCCACGCCGUCAGCAAGCUCAAUCUGAUCCCCAAUUGGAGCAAUACCAGUUCGUGCCUUACAACAAUGUCAAACAAAUUGUUGAUGAGAAAGUCGCUUUGACCGUAGCUUCUCAGCUUGCAUUAGAAAACAGUUCGGGCGCACUUAAGAUGAAGGUUGUGGAAGUUGCGCUGGGCAGGCCAACCGAAGCCUUAUUGAUCCCGAAGGUUCAAAGCAUUUUGGAAUGCCAACCUAUGCUUGCCGUUGACUGCACUGUCAUUGCCCAGGGUGGUAUUGACGCGGCUGUCAUGGAAGAAAAGACUAUCAAGAUUGCGUCUAAAGACCCAGCUGCUGACGUCUUUGAACAGAAUGUUCAUUACAUUCUCAUGUCCGACGUGCUGGUACAUAAUCAGGCAUCUAUUUUGCAAAACGCUGUUCGCUCUCUCAAAUCAGGUGGUUUCAUUCUCUUGGAAGAGCCAAGAAAUUUCAAUGAUUUUAAACUUCUCAAACAAGAGAAUCUUGAAGUUGUAUACCAACAACCGACUGAAACCAAAAUGUUUAUUUUGGUGAGACAAUCCGAGGAAAUCCCACAAGAUCUGUUUGUCAUCAUGAUCAACGAGAACAACUUUUCCUGGGUUGAACCUCUCAAGGAAGCCUUAAGAGAAUCAGAAACUACCAACCAGAAGAUCUACUUGGUUGCGCAAGGACAAGAAUUAAACGGUCUUGUUGGCAUGGCCAAUUGUAUCAAGCAAGAACCCGGCGGUGUGAACAUGCGCGCCAUUUUGAUUCAAGACAAGAACGCAGAGAAGUUCUCUCUGAAAUCCAAAUUCUACGUUGAGCAACUCCAAAAGGACCUUGUCCACAAUGUAUUAAAGAACGGUGCUUGGGGUAAUUUCAGGCACUUGACUCUGGAAUCUACCAACAAAACUAUGUUGCAAGUUGAGCAUGCUUUCAUCAACACCAUGACUCGCGGUGAUUUGGCCAGUUUGAGGUGGAUCGAAGGACCACUCCGUUACUACGAGGGCAACGAUCCCAAGACCGAAUUGUGCUCUGUAUACUAUGCCCCAUUGAACUUCAGAGAUAUUAUGCUCGCCACCGGUAAACUGCCUCCAGAUGCGCUUCCAGGUGACUUGGCUGGUCAAGAUUGUAUUUUGGGUCUGGAAUUCUCCGGUCGCGACAGUCAGGGCCGCCGUGUUAUGGGCAUGGUUGCCGCUAGGAGUUUGGCUAGUUCCGUUUUGGCCGAUCCAGGCUUCCUCUGGGAAGUACCUGAGAAGUGGAGCUUGGAAGAAGCCGCCACCAUUCCCGUUGUAUACGGAACCAGCUACUAUGCACUUAUUGUGCGUGGACGUCUUACCCCCGGCCAGUCUGUGCUGAUUCAUGCCGGUACUGGUGGUGUAGGCCAAGCAUCUAUUGCUAUUGCAUUGCACAUGGGUUGCACAGUGUAUACCACUGUGAGUAGCCAAGCUAAACGUGACUUCCUGAAGAAACGAUUCCCGCAGUUGACUGAUAACAAUAUUGGUAACUCACGUGACUGUUCUUUCGAGCAGUUGGUUUUGAGUCAAACUAAGGGUAAGGGUGUCGACAUUGUUCUGAACUCAUUGGCCGGCGAUCAACUGCAAGCCUCCGUUCGUUGCUUGGCAAAUGGCGGUCGCUUCUGCGAAAUUGGCAAAGUUGAUCUGUCUAGCAACUCUGGCUUGGGCAUGAGCGUCUUCUUGAAGAAUACCACAUUCCAUGGUAUCUUGCUCGACGCUUUGUUCGAUUCUGACCAUCCCGAUAAGAGAGAAGUUAAACGUUUGGUCAAUGAAGGUAUUGCCAACGGCGCUGUUCAGCCAUUACCAAACACUGUGUUCGCUGAAAAUCAAGCGGAACAGGCGUUCCGUUUCAUGGCUAGCGGCAAACAUAUUGGCAAAGUUCUCCUCAAGAUCAGAGAUGAGGAAAGUAGGAAGACCAUGAUACCACCAGUGAAGACAGUCAACGCUAUUCCCAGGAGUUACAUGGAUCCUAACAAAACCUACGUGCUUGUCGGUGGUUUGGGAGGUUUUGGCUUAGAAUUGGCCAACUGGUUAAUUACUCGUGGAGCAAAGAAAAUUGUACUCACAUCUCGCAGCGGUAUUAAGACCGGUUAUCAAUCAUUGUGCAUCAGGAGAUGGAGAAAUAUGGGUGUCAAUGUGGUGAUUUCUACAUCUGACGCAACCUCCGAAGCGGGUGCCAAGAAAUUGCUUCAGGAAGCAUCUACUGUUGGUACAAUCGGAGGCAUUUUCAAUCUUGCUGUAGUUUUGCGUGAUGCCUUUAUGGAAAACCAAACCGAAGAAGAUUUCGUGACAGUAUGCAAACCAAAGAUUGACGCAACUAAACAUUUGGAUGCCGCAUCUAGGGUUCUAGCCCCCAAUCUAGACUACUUUGUAAUCUUCUCGUCAGUUUCUUGCGGCCGUGGUAAUGCUGGUCAGGCUAACUACGGUCUUGCUAACUCUGCCAUGGAGAGAAUUUGUGAAGCUCGCCAAGCUUCCGGUCUACCUGGUGUUGCUAUUCAAUGGGGUGCUAUUGGCGAUGUUGGUUUGAUUCUCGAAACCAUGGGUGGUAAUGACACUGAAGUCGGUGGCACUUUGCCCCAAAAGAUUGCCUCUUGCUUGUCCACCAUGGACAUUUUCCUACAACAGCCACACCCAGUCGUUGCCAGUAUGGUCUUGGCCGAAAAGAGGAAGGGUAGCGGUGACGCCAAUCAAGUAAAACUUACUGAUGCCGUUGCCAACAUUCUGGGUAUUAAGGACUCGAAAACCGUUGCGCCAGUUGCCUCUCUUGCCGAUUUGGGCAUGGACUCUUUGAUGGGUGCCGAAAUCAAACAGACUUUAGAAAGAAACUACGAUUUGGUAAUGUCUGCACAAGAAAUUCGCGCAUUGACAUUCGGCCAGCUUGUCGACCUCGAAACCGGCAGCAGCGGAACAACCACCGAAACUAAUACACAAGAAGACAAGAAUCUCUUGCAAUUCGACGAACAACUCAUGCCCUCUCAGUCUAUUAUCAAGAUGACCAGCAAAGACACCAAAGGAAAGUCGCCUGUAUUUAUUCUGCACCCGAUUGAAGGUGUUGUCACCGCUCUCAAGGGACUUGCAAAGGACAUCCAAGCACCUGUCUACGGUCUUCAAUGCACAACUUCCGCUCCGCUAAGUUCCAUUGGCGAUCUUGCCAAAUUCUAUAUCACUCAAAUGAAGAGCGUCCAAGAAAAGGGACCUUACACACUUAUUGGUUAUUCAUUCGGUGCCUGCGUCGCUUUCGAAAUUGGCGUUCAAUUGGAAGCCAAGAAAGAAAAGGUAAAGCUGUUCUUUAUCGACGGAUCACCCACCUACGUAGCCACACACACCGGCAAGGCAAAGGUGCACAAAGUGGAAGCUGGUAACAAGGCGUCUGAGCAAAGUGAAGCGUUAUUGUAUUUCAUUCAUCAGUUCGUGGAAGUUGACCAACAAAAGACUGUUGCUGAAUUACGGGCAUUAAAUACUUGGGAAGAGCGUGUAAAGCGUGCAACUCAAAUUGUUAGUGAAUCAACCAAAUUCCCCAAGGAACAGAUUGCGGCUGCUGCUGAAAGUCUCUACUUCAAAUUGGUAGCUGCCGAUCAGUACAAGGCCACCACCCGCUUUAACGGCCCAGUCGUGUUAGUGAAAGCCAGCGAGAAUUAUGUACAAAUGGGUGAAGACUACGGUUUAUCACAAGUGUGCCAACAAAAGGUGAAGGUAGAAGCACUUAGCGGUAACCAUCGAUCUAUCCUAACCAACCCUCAACUGGUACAAAUCGCGAACGCGCUUUGCGAAGCGUAAUAUGCGCACCAAGGAGGAAUCUGAAUCUCUAGUACACUCAAUGACUCCGACGACUUUUAUAUAACGCACUCGUGUGUGUGAAACGCAUGCAAAUGUGCACUAGUGUAAUUUAUUGCUAAUUGUAAAUAACGAUAUUUUGUGAUUUAAUCUUUCGCGGCGUUAUAUUGAUUAUAAUGGUAAAUUUUUCUUUCGAAAACGGUAUUUAUAGAUGAUUUAGGCAGGGGCAUUCAGUUUAUUUUGUAGUUGAACCAAAGAUAUCUAAAUGACAAACGUGGUGGAAACAGCAUCAAUAUAUUUGCAAGAAACAAGGAAAAUUGUAAUUUGUACCAACUUUAACUUUGAAGCAUGCCGGUUUGUUGCUUGACCGUUUGCUUUGUUGUUACAGUUGCAAAAUACUCAGAAAAAACUUAUAUUUUUAUUAUAUUUACCUAAUUUAAACGGCA
Molecule: messenger RNA, 7758 nt
Organism: Dalotia coriaria
Lineage: Eukaryota; Metazoa; Arthropoda; Insecta; Coleoptera; Staphylinidae
Gene: FASN1
Product: Fatty acid synthase 1
Exons: 5
Coding region: 212-7315 (2367 amino acids)
Biological process (GO): fatty acid biosynthetic process
Molecular function (GO): phosphopantetheine binding; oxidoreductase activity; fatty acid synthase activity
Source: RefSeq, a predicted model, not a curated record